UCAUGGAGCAUAUAAGAUUUAGUCCAUAUGCGUGGUUAUAGAUUCGGCCUAAAGGAGUAAUUUCCAAAUAAGGUUUCCGUACAUAUGACAAUUCUUUGAACUUCCCGUCAACUCAUCGAAUGUGGGCAAGGGCAACUGAACAAACUCUCUUUGGUGCUUCCUGGGAACUUAAAAUAUUUAUAAAAGUACAUACGAUGACCUACUUACCAGAUACGAAUACAGAUCCACGUAUCCUCCAUGCCCAAGCCGUAAAAUCUCCUUACACAGACCUUUCAUUCUUCAAUUGUUUAAUCACUCUCUACUCCAAGGCUACUAAUUCCCUUCUCUUCUCCUACUCCAAUCGCCUCUUCUCUCAACUCUCAUCUCCCAACAUCGUCUCAUGGACCUCUCUCAUUUCAGCAAACACCAAUUCUUUCCUCUCUCUCGACCACUUCCUUUCCAUGCUCCGUCAACCCGUUUUUCCCAGCCAACGCACCAUCGCUUCCCUCUUCAAAGCUUGCACCAACCUCUCUGCUCUUUCUUUUGGCCUCGCUCUCCAUUCUUUGGCUUUAAAACUGUCUCUCAAUACCCAACCAUUCUCUGGCUCUGCAUUGGUUAAUUUUUACGCGAAAUGUCAUUUGCCUGAGCAUGCACGCAAGGUGUUCGAUGAAUUGGAUGAAAGGGAUGAGUUUUGUUACAGUGCCUUGAUAGUAGGCUUAGCGCAGAAUGGAAGAACUAUGGAUGCGUUGUCUGCGUUUGCAGAAAUGAAGGUUUGUAAUGUAGGGUCGACAAUAUAUAGUGUUUCUGGUGCAUUACGUGCUGCAGCAGAGAUGGCGGCGUUGGAGCAGUGUAGAAUGAUUCAUGGGCAUGCUGUGGUUGCGGGAUUAGACAGGAAUUUGAUUGUUGGGACUGCUUUGAUUCAUGGGUAUGGCAAAUCGGGGCUUGUAGUAGACGCAAGAAUGGUGUUUGAUGAGUUAUUGCCUGAAUUGAAUAUGGUCGGGUGGAAUUCUAUGAUGGCUGCUUAUGCUCAACGAGGGGAUAAGAACUUGGUGCUCCAGUUGUAUCAUGCAAUGGAGGCUCAAGGGCUUGUACCUGAUGAAUAUAGUUUUUUGGCUAUUCUAACAGCUUUUUGUAAUAAUGGUUUGUUUCUUGAGAUUGAACAAUGGCUUCAAAGGAUGAAACUGGAAUACAAGUUAGAACCUAGUUUGGAGCAUUAUACAUGCUUGGUGCGUGCAAUGGCUCAAGCAGGAAGAUUGGAGGAAGCAGAGCAGAUUGCAAUUACAAUGCCUUUCGAGCCAGAUGCAGCAGUCUGGCGAGCAUUGUUAUCAUCUUGUGCUGUUCAUGGGGAGGCUGACAAGGUUUGGGUGAUGGCUAGGAGGUUAUUGGACGUAGACCCUCAUGACAGCUCCGCAUUUGCAAUUGCAGCAAACACCUUAUCGGCUAAAGGUAAAUGGGAUGAGGUUGCAGAAAUGAGGAAGCUAAUGAAAGACAGGAGAGUGAAGAGGCUAGUAGGGAAGAGUUGGAUGGAAGUGAAAGGAAAAAUUCAUGUGUUUUGUCCAGAAGAUUGGAGGCAUGAGAGAAUGGAGGAAAUUUAUUCAACAUUGGCAGCAGAGAUUGAGAAAUUAGGAUAUGUGCCAGUUUGGGAUGAGAUGUUGAAUGAUGUAUGACAAAAAAGGAGAACUAGGGAAAUAGGGAAGAACUUUGGCAUCACGGUGAGACGUUAGCUCUUGCAUUCAGUGUGAUUGACAGAGUGGCCCUAUUUGAGAGGCAUUGAGGAUUGUGAAGAACUUGAGAAUUUGUAAGAAUUGGCAUGAAUUGUUUUUAAGUAUUUUAGCAAUGUGGAGAGGGAGAUUAUUGUUAGAGAUGUUAACAGAUAGAUUUUUCAAAGGCUGCUGCUUUUAGGGAAAUUCAGUAACUCGUUGAAAGAGUCCUUCCUAAUGUUUUGUUCAAGACAAAAUAUGCUCUUCUGAGCCUUUAGGGCAGUGAUAAGCUACAAGCUCAUAGCUUUAGGGGAUGCCUUGAGACCAAUCCUACUAGAUUAUUUGUAGACAAAGAGGUUGACAUAGUUAUAAAUGAUUCCUAUCUUUCUGGUCA
Jatropha curcas is the source of this 2073-nucleotide messenger RNA. Lineage: Eukaryota; Viridiplantae; Streptophyta; Magnoliopsida; Malpighiales; Euphorbiaceae. The record is from RefSeq and is a predicted model, not a curated record.